AUGUACGACGAACUACUUAAAGAGGGACACCCCCCGGACAACCGAUGCUUUCACGCAGUGUUGCGCAAUCUGCUGUACCAUGGUAAGACGGAGACGGCGCAGGCCAUGUUUGAGGAAGGGUUUAAGUAUACAGAAACGCCCACACCAGCCAUCUACGCACGCACAGAGGCAGGCAGAGACACAGACAUGGAUACACACACGGAUAGUAGUACUGGCACUACUGGGAGUGAGUCACAUGGGGAUGUAUGUGCAGAGGAGAAAGCUAGUAGCACGGACAAAGGUACGGGUAGUGAUAGUAGUAGCCAUGGGUCUGAAGCAGGUGUGGGUGAUCAUAUGCCGGGAAGAAUCAGUACAGAGCUUGUAGAUGAAACAGGGGAAAUGACAAGUCCUGAGAAAGAACUGGAAGGAUCCACCCGCAUGCACACACUCGGAGGAGUGAAUAACACACACACACAAACUGAGAACAACACCACUCACACUCACACGGACAAGGAAGUGUCAGAGCCUGACAGGGACGAUGGGGUGACUGCUCACACUAUAGAAAAGAAUACUACAGAACAAGGG
Messenger RNA from Sphaeroforma arctica JP610, 564 nucleotides. RefSeq lists its product as hypothetical. The record is from RefSeq and is a predicted model, not a curated record. The annotation marks the transcript as partial. Lineage: Eukaryota; Ichthyosporea; Ichthyophonida. The transcript has a single exon.